Lachancea fermentati is the source of this 822-nucleotide messenger RNA. The record is from the annotation of a GenBank genome assembly. Lineage: Eukaryota; Fungi; Ascomycota; Saccharomycetes; Saccharomycetales; Saccharomycetaceae.
AUGCUUAUUACAGAGACAUAUCACGACGUGACAACCUCUUAUGGGACCAAGCUUAGAAUUUACACAUUCACACCUAAGAUUGCAGGGUAUCCUCAUGCCAAGUUUCCUGGUGUGAUCUGCUAUAGUGAGAUUUAUCAAGUUACUGGGCCGGUCAGAAGAUUCGCACAGCGUAUUGCUGCCGACGGUUAUGUGGUUGUUGCCCCUGCUAUCUAUCAUAACUUUGUAGGACCAGAACCCUUAGCUUAUGAUGUUGAGGGUACCGACAUGGGCAAUGAGUUCAAGAUAAAGAAACCUUUGGAAUCAUACGACGAAGAUAACAAGCUUUGCUGCGACUAUUUGUACUCAUUGCCUCAAUUUGACGGCAAGAGAAUUGGUGCAACGGGUAUGUGCCUGGGGGGACAUCUAGCUUUCCGCAGUUUGCUUGACAAGCGAGUGACCUGUGCCACGUGCUUUUUCCCUACUGACAUCCACCUCAAGAGUCUGGGUUUGGGCCAAAAGGACGACUCGCUGGUGCGUGUCUCCAACGAAUGUACCAAGGACCAAGAGAUGGUUUUGAUAUUUGGAACACUAGACACACAUGUCAGUCCCGAGGGCAGAGAUCUGAUUCGUAAAGAACUUCGCGACCAUGGCGUGAACUUUACGUUUUUGGAGAUCCUUGCAGCUCAGCACGCUUUUAUCCGUGAUGAGUUCAGUAAGGGCAGAUAUGACGCCUCCAUCACUCAAAGUUGUCUCGGGUUCUUGUUCGAGCAAUUCAACAGAAAGUUGAAGACAGAUUUGGGAGAGUAUGUGCAGCUCGAAGAGAAAGUGCAACACGUUUGCUAA